AUGAAGAUGGAGCUCACCGGGGUUAACUGGGUGCUCGCAGCUGCAGGGUUUCUCCUGUGGACCAGCGGCGGCUCCGCUGCACCCAUGGAGUGCCACUUCAACUCCAGAGCUCUGUGUGAGUUUGAGGGGAGGCACUACUCACUGGGAGAGACCUGGAUGGACAACGCUUGCAUGCAGUGCACCUGUCUGCACCCUGUCGGGGUCGGUUGCUGCGAGACGGUGCAUCGGCCGGUGGACUUCCCUGCGUGGUGCGAGGUUCGGGUGGAGCCAGUGACCUGCAAAGUGUUCCUGGUCCAGACAGCUGACCCCCGCCUGCCCUGCUCCCCUGGAGAAGCAAACAAGGACCCGAGCCACGGUUCUCUUCAGCUGCACCAACAGCUGGAGGGCUAGAGAGCCACUCGGACCAGCGACUACAAGUUCAGUCUGUUUGCCUGUGAAGCCGAUACUCACUACAGUUAAACAUCAGUAACCGCUUUAAACACAUACUGAACAAAUAUAACAGCACCUGGAAUGUUCAGGUUUGAUAAUCAACGUUGGAAAUGUGAGUAAAAUUUGUCUGUGAAAGAAUAUUUAAGUAUAACUGCAGCAUUUUCCACCAAAUAAUAGGAAAUUUAUAUCCAACUUCUUUACAUAAAACAUCUUUUUCAAGUGUAUGUUCAAUAUUAGUUAUCAUUGUACGCAUCCACUCAUGGCUGAACAGCUUCAUUUUAAUGCAGUAAUUCUACACGCUUAAAAAAUCUGUAUAUUAAACCAAAGCCAUCUCUAAUUAAUCCAUUAAUGACUUAUUGUAAAUAUCAGCAAAUAUAUAUGUACAUUAAUAUAU
This is a messenger RNA of Stegastes partitus (bicolor damselfish), 823 nucleotides long. It is a transcript of the gene msmp1, whose product is annotated as microseminoprotein, prostate associated 1. Lineage: Eukaryota; Metazoa; Chordata; Actinopteri; Pomacentridae. The transcript has 3 exons. Gene Ontology annotation, cellular component: cytoplasm. The record is from RefSeq and is a predicted model, not a curated record. The coding region runs from base 1 to 390 and encodes 129 amino acids.